AUGAGGAUCCUUUACCAGAUCCUGGUUGUCCUCUUCAUGAUGCUCCAAGGGGCUGCAGGUCAGCCCAUCUUUCCUGGGCCAUACAAUCCUUGUGUAGCCCAAAAUGGACGCUGCUUCCCAGGGAUUUGUCAUUGGCCGUACUACUGGGUUGGAACAUGUCGUAAUGGAUUUUCUUGCUGUAGAAGGGGGUGGAGGAGCUGA
Pygoscelis adeliae (Adelie penguin) is the source of this 201-nucleotide messenger RNA. Its product is annotated as ostricacin-3-like. Gene Ontology annotation, biological process: defense response. Bases 1 to 201 code for a protein of 66 amino acids. Lineage: Eukaryota; Metazoa; Chordata; Aves; Sphenisciformes; Spheniscidae. The transcript has 3 exons. Gene Ontology annotation, cellular component: extracellular region. The record is from RefSeq and is a predicted model, not a curated record.